Messenger RNA from Mauremys mutica (yellowpond turtle), 4345 nucleotides. It is a transcript of the gene SSC4D, whose product is annotated as scavenger receptor cysteine rich family member with 4 domains. The transcript is spliced from 14 exons. The coding region runs from base 1034 to 2737 and encodes 567 amino acids. Gene Ontology annotation, cellular component: membrane. Lineage: Eukaryota; Metazoa; Chordata; Testudines; Geoemydidae. The record is from RefSeq and is a predicted model, not a curated record.
CCUGGAAGCUCAUUGGUGAUAAUCCUCAACUUGCUGCCUGCUGCCAGCAGGGCCUACAGAUAAGGAUGUGAUGUCUCACUUUGCAUCUCCCUCUGAACUUUGGCCGGACAAUUUGCAUUCCAAAGACAGGUUGCACUAACCAGAGCCCAAGGGUUCAGCUUGUCAACCCAAACAGCUGUAAAGGUGUGGCUCCACACACCAGGACCAUGUUUACAAACCUGAGAAUGGAUCUUCUUGAACCACCUUUAACAGAUGAAGGAGUUACGUUGCGUUCUGCAUUUGGUCGUCAGCAGAACUGGGUUUGAAGCAGGGUGAGGUCUGCUUUUGUACAAACAGGACUCCCUUCUGUGUGCUGCAGAGACAUGAACUUGCCACCAGAGCCCCAUCAAAGUGCUAGAUGGUGUUUACAUGAGGCAUCUUCGUUGACUCCUGGGCAUAAAGCGUCGAGGUGAAAUAGCCAGCAACACUGUAUUGGAGCACAAGAACCUCAACCACUCCUUUGCAUUAGAGAAGCACGGAGAGGUCCCAGAUGAGAUCGAGUCUCCAUUGUGCAGGGCGCUGCACAAACACAGUAAGAGACAGCCUCUGCCCCAAAGCGCUGAGCCUCUACAUUGACAAGGCAGGAUUUUUAUCCUUGUUUUACAGCUGGGAAACUGAGGCACAAAGGCCCAGCUCCUGACAAGUACGUAGGCUCCGAACAUCUGUGAAAUCACUGGGAGCUGGGAGCCUAAAUGCCUUUGGUGAUCCAGGCCAAAGAGGGAGCAGGGAGCCUGGCGGUCUCAGGGGCCGGGAACAACUCCGAGUGGAGCUCGGGUUGCACCUCUUCCUAAUCGAAAUCCGGCUGGAGGCCUUCCAGACUCUCCCUGAAAACAGGGCUCAGACCAACGACACUCUGGUUUCCGGAAGGCUCUCUGCUGCUGUUCACCCCGCCCAGCCGCCCGAAGGGACCUGCGGGGUCAGAACGGUGUGGCUUCUCAUCUGCUUCCGUGAGAGACAACCGGACGACCAUCCAGCUGACGAGUGUAAAGCAGCGAUGAGAAUUGGUCCCCGGCCAGCUACCGAGCACCGAGUGUGGAGGCCGGGCCUCUGGGUAUUCCCUGCCUUCCUGCUCCCAGCAGCACUGCUCCUCUUCCUCGGCCCCAGCGGCAACGCCUCCGCUUCUGCUCCGUUGUCGUUCCCAGAGGUGCGGUUGGUCAAUGGGCGCAACCGGUGCCAGGGGCGUGUGGAGAUCCUCUACAAUGGCUCCUGGGGGACGGUGUGUGAUGACGACUGGGACCUAGUGGACGCCAAUGUGGUGUGCCGCCAGUUGAGCUGUGGCCAUGCCCUCACCACACCAGCCACCCUGACCUUCGGCCACGGGCGGGGGCCCAUCUUCCUGGACAACGUGGACUGCCGAGGGAGGGAGGUGGCCCUGAGUGAGUGCGGGAGCCGUGGCUGGGGCAUCCACAACUGUUACCACUAUGAGGAUGUGGCCGUCACGUGUAACGAGCUCUCCCCGACCCGGGCAAGCAAAGGACCGACGAGCAGAACCGCCACAGCCUCCCUGCAGAGCGGGAAGAGCGAUGGCAGCAUUCGGCUGGUGAGCGGCGCCGACCCCUGCCGGGGCAGAGUGGAGAUAUUCUACCAAGGGACCUGGGGCACGGUGUGCGACGAUGACUGGGGCCUGAGCGACGCCAGCGUGGUGUGCAGGCAGGCGGGCUGCGGCCGCGCCGUGGCACACAAGAGCAACGCCUACUUCGGCUACGGCACGGGGCGCAUCCUGCUGGACAACGUGAACUGCGAGGGCAGCGAGCCCCGCCUCUCGGCCUGCUACAGCCUGGGCUGGGGGAUCCACAACUGCGGGCACCACGAGGACGCGGGGGUCAUCUGCACAGGGCUGCGGGUUUCAACGGUGGCACCAUCCACCACCUCGGCUGGCCGGGACUACGGAGAGUCAUUCACCGACACUGCCACAGUCACGGAUGCCAGAGAUCAGCCCUCGCCGCAGACUGAAGUGAUCACAGCGGCCCUUCUGGCCGCAGGCAAGCGCAGUGGCAGCAUCAGGCUGGUGAACGGGAACAACAGCUGCCAGGGCCGGGUGGAGGUUCUGUACCGCGGCACCUGGGGCACGGUGUGUGACGACGACUGGGGUUUCACCAACGCCCAGGUGGUCUGCCGGCAGAUGGGCUGCGGGGUGGCGGUUGCGGCCACCGCCCUGGGCUAUUUUGGUUACGGCACCGGGCCCGUCCUUCUGGACAACGUGGAUUGUGCCGGCCGGGAGGCUGACCUGGCGAAUUGCUUUCAUCUGGGCUGGGGGCAGCACAACUGUGGGCAUCAUGAGGACGCCGGCGUCAUCUGCAGAGGUGUGGACGAGUCCGGGGACCAUUUCAGAGAAGAAGUUUCUGCGACCACCACCUCAGCCACAACUCGUCCCAAGGACGGAUUCCUGCGCCUCGUGAACGGCAGCCACCGCUGCGAGGGCCGCGUGGAGAUGUUCUACCUGUCCCAGUGGGGGACCGUGUGCGACGACGCCUGGGACCUCCGGGACGUCACGGUGGUGUGCCGGCAGCUGGGCUGCGGGGGCGCCCGGGCAGCCUGGGGGGAGGCGCGCUACGGCCCGGGCACCGGCUACAUCUUCCUCGACAACCUCAAGUGCAAAGGCGACGAGCCCUCCCUGCUGCGCUGCUCCCACAUCCGCUGGAACGUGCACAACUGCGACCACUCGGAAGACGCCGGCGCCCUCUGCGGGCUGCUAUGACCGGCUCUGUGCCCACGGCCGCCCAGACCGACGCCGGCCCAAACCGUGGGGAAUUCCAGAUGCCAGCGGCACCUGGCACAGGGCGGGCGAGCCAGCUGGUGCACCUAUGGCACUGAUCUCGGUGGGAGAGGAACACCCGCGUGACCUGUACAUCGCUGUAUAUAGCACGUCUGUAACGGGCAUGGAAGCCCUAUUCUCGCUGCCAUGCCCAGCAGGCCCACCCCCACCCCAGGGGCACUGGCGAAUGCUACUUGGACAAGUGCCAGAGCCUCCUGCCUGGCCCGUUACCCACGAGGCAUAGAGCAGAGCUCCAGCCACUCAUGGGCAUCUCUGCAAACUCUCUGGCAGGGGAAGUUUUUGUCCCAAGAAAAACCCCAGAACGGAAGAAAAGCAAGAAGGAACAUCGCUGCCCCGCAGCGUCUCUCUAGGAGAAACGGCAGAGACACACAGACCCGAGAAGCAGAGCCCAUGGAGAAGGCAGAGAACGCUGGUGCCAAUCUAGCAUUGCUCGACUCUGUGGAGAGUCACUGGCCUCGGGAGCUGGAACGGGCUAUUCUGCAGGGUCGCCGGAGCUCAGAUACUAGCUGUGGCCAGCUCUCAUCCAGCCCACGGUGAUAGUAACCAAGGGUCACAUUUUCAUAUGUGCCCGUGUCCCAUUUUCCAAAGUGACGUAGAACCAGAUCCUCAGACGUAUUUAGGUGCCUAACUCCCAUUGGUUUCAAUGGAGUUAGGAGUCUAACUACCAUUGAGGAUCUGGGCCCUAGGGUAUUUAGGCACUUAAAGAUGUAGCUCUCAAUGGUAAUUAUGUGGGCAGGUGCUUUAGAAAAUCCCGCUAACGGCUUCUGCAUCUUAAAAUCUGGCCUGAAAUCCCAUGAAAAGCCAAUGGAGCUAAGUUCCUAAGUCAUUUUUGGAAAGGGACCGGGCCUUGUAAGUCCCAUAGGAGCCUCUGAAAAUCUUGUCCCGCAUCCUGUUGCAAUUGGAUCUACAGGAGAUGUUUGGCAGCAGGUCUCAGUCCGUGUCCCUGUGGCCAGGUGUUCCCAUCAGAAUGACCCACCACCCUGCCAUGGCCCUCAGAACUGAUCCACGGGCAAAGCUCCUGAUCUGCUCCUCGAAAGGGUGUUUGUGGAACUGCCCCUGGAUGAGCCAUUUGCAUUAGAAAUCUAGGCCCCGCUCCAGCAAUCAGAUCCAUUCGGGUUUGCCCCCGGAAGUCAACGGGGCUCCGUGUGCCCAGCACAGACCUGACUCCUGGGGACUGAUGCAUAAAAACGUGGAGCUGAACUGGUGCGUUUCUUGGACCCACUUGGAUGGUUCCACCUGGCAGCCAAGACGCCCGUGGUAGCCCCACUGGCUCUUGCGUAUUUCCCAAGGAAGCUCCGUUUGCAUUCUCGGAUCCUGGCGAAGAAGUCUGGAAACCUGCUGGGAUCCUCGAGGUUUGUCAUUAACCCAUUGUCAUUUCCCCUGCUGGGAGACUGGAGAAAUGCUAUUUUUUGGCGGAGGGAAAGGGAGGGGCUUGCUUAAUUACGACUGAGGCAAUCCCAGGCCUCUCUGUAUAAUUCCUUUGUUAAUAACGGAGCGUGCCUAUUCCGGUUUUUCCACUUUUCUUAUACA